This is a messenger RNA of Impatiens glandulifera, 1161 nucleotides long. Its product is annotated as 26S proteasome non-ATPase regulatory subunit 8 homolog A. The record is from RefSeq and is a predicted model, not a curated record. Lineage: Eukaryota; Viridiplantae; Streptophyta; Magnoliopsida; Ericales; Balsaminaceae. Gene Ontology annotation, cellular component: nucleus; cytosol; proteasome regulatory particle. The transcript is spliced from 6 exons. Gene Ontology annotation, biological process: proteasome-mediated ubiquitin-dependent protein catabolic process. Bases 110 to 913 code for a protein of 267 amino acids.
UGAGUCAAGAUCGAACUGGCAAGUUGUAAAAACUGAGAAACCGACGGCGAGACGAGAAAAAGGCAAGAGACCCUCCCUCUAGGAUCAUCGCACAUAGAGAGACGGAGAAAUGGAUCCAAGGCUUACGGAGGUUUCCCAGCUAUUCGAACGAUUCAAAGCUGCUUUCACAAGAAAGGAUUUCGAUGGCUGCGAUAAUUUUCUUUCUAAACUCAAGGUCUUACUGACUGGCUUCAAAAGCCUUCCGCCAUUGUUUCAAGAAACACCCAAUGCUGUUCAGGAGUUAACAAUAGCAAGGGAUAUAUAUGAGCAUGCAGUUGUUCUUACUGUGAAAACUGGGGACCUUGAUGCCUUCGAGAGGGAUUUCUUUCAGUUGAAACCUUACUACACAGAUGCAGGUGCGCGUCUUUCACAAUCCCCUCAGGAGUACCUUAUCUUGGGCCUCAAUUUAUUGAGACUCUUAGUGCAGAAUAGGAUUGCAGAGUUCCACACUGAGCUGGAGUUGCUUUCCGCUGCUGCCCUUGAGAAUGCUUGUAUCAAACAUGCUGUAGAAUUAGAGCAGUCUUUUAUGGAAGGUGCUUACAACCGUGUUCUACGUGCAAGAGAGACUGUACCACAUGAAACCUAUGAUUAUUUCAUGGACCUUCUAUCGAAGACUGUCAGAGAUGAGAUUGCUGGGUGCAGUGAAAAGGCAUAUGAUUCACUUUCCAUCCGAGAUGCUAUCAAAAUCUUGCUCUUCACUUCCGACCAAGAAUUGCUUGAAUACAUCAAAGAGGAGCACCCGGACUGGGAGGUAAAGAAUGGUUUGGUGAUAUUCCAAAAGGCGAAAGACUUAGCACCAAGCAAGGAGAUUCCAUCUCUGCAGCUCAUCAACCAGACUCUAAGUUAUGCCCGCGAGUUGGAGCGCAUUGUGUGAAAGAGAAUGAGACCGAUGGGAUAUUAUUGUAUUGUGUUUCCUGGGUUUCGCAGUUCAAAUGCCUGCCUGAUGAUUAGGACACUCUUUUUAACUGUUGAGGGGAGAUACAUAUAUGUUUAUUUGCAAUUUCAUUACCUUAAUGUCUCUUUUAAAAGAUCAAACAUGUUCUACUAAGAUGUUAUUGUUGGUUUCUUCUCCUAUUAGGAAAACUCUUGGGCUGAUUUGAAUUUCAGUUUAGAUUUGAAGCU